AUGAGAAUCUUAAUCCUGGUUCUCAUCUACCUUUUCAUGACGACGGCAACAGCAUUGGCUCAUCCCCGUCUUUAUCCUCGGAAUCCGGAGAUGGAGACAGUAACCGGCAAUCCCGCUGUAUCUAACUUUCCUCUGAAGAAAGAUGGCUCCUAUAAUGCUAAGUAUCGUGCAAAGAGAAGUACGAUGCAUAUAAAAAAGAGGGUUGAUGAUGAUGAGGACGUAAGCGAUGAUUUCCAACGGGAUUUUCGAAUGGGAUACGAUGCGUCUGGUAACAUGCAGGCACACUACGGUUACUUCUCAAAAAGAGACAAUGGAUUUCCCUUCAAGGACGACCAUGAGCUUAAGAGGAAGCACCUCCAAGAGAGAAAUGCUUUUCAUAGCCACGAAUCUCGAAAGAGGGUACAAUUUCGGUCAAAACGGAGCGAAGAAAAAGAAGAUGAGAGAAAGGCUGGCCAUUCUAAGAUGGUAGAUCAUGAGAAGGAUUGCUGUAACGGUUAUACAGAGAAAGGGCUCAUUAACGAGAGAGACUGUGAAUGCCAUGCUGUAGCAGGUGAGGACUGGCGUGAUGGACUGUUGACGGAUCUCGAUGAGGAUCAGUGCGCAGAGAAGAUAUACAACGACUAUAGGAAGAAAAAUCUGUCACAGAAAUACAUACCGACUGCUACAGCUGAAGAGAAUGAUGAGGCUGCUCAAGCAGAUUGCAGCGAUUGUGAGGAAAACGAGCUCCAGUUGCAGAAGACCUAUGAAGACUAUUACCAGGGUCUGCAAAGUGAAUGCUUUCAAAGGAAGAGAAGGGAUAAUACAGAAUCAUGGGAAACCAACAUAUUUGAGACAGAAGAAGGCCAAGUUCAUGAAAAGGAUGGGCCUGUCGUCGACUCUGAGGAUAGCAUUUACGAAUCAGGGGAAGGCCAACUUCAUGGAACAAAUAACUACAAUUAUGAAAGUGAAGAGGACAUGGACAGCGACAUAGACAGCGAUAUUGAAGAUACCAAUGGUCAUAUAGAAGACUCUUCUAUAGACGGAACUCUCGACAGUGAGUCUUCUACCAAGCAAAAGGAGACUAUACCUGUCACCUUUUUGGAAUUCGUCUGCACAACAAACAGGCUUUCCCCAUUGUCAGUUGAUGUCUUUAGAAUAGCCGAAUACUUCAACAACGAUGGCCUAAACAGAAUCUGUAGAGUAGCUCCCCUCCAGGUUAAUAGAUGCACUAGGAUUGGAGGAAUAAGAAGUGCUUCUAUUGGUGUCUGUGAUCACUACUUUGGUUGGCAGGCUGUUUGUGGCGAUGUAGGGAAACAAAUUUUCGAGCUUAUAAGGCGUUGCGAGGAGCUGAUUGAUGGGCACUACAAAGUCAGUGGAAAGAUUUUCCGUCAAGGCUGGGGAGGAAAUGUAAUUGUAUACCGCUUGGUCUGA
Morchella importuna is the source of this 1410-nucleotide messenger RNA. RefSeq lists its product as uncharacterized. The transcript has a single exon. The coding region runs from base 1 to 1410 and encodes 469 amino acids. The record is from RefSeq and is a predicted model, not a curated record. Lineage: Eukaryota; Fungi; Ascomycota; Pezizomycetes; Pezizales; Morchellaceae.